Molecule: messenger RNA, 450 nt
Organism: Tetrahymena thermophila SB210
Lineage: Eukaryota; Ciliophora; Oligohymenophorea; Hymenostomatida; Tetrahymenidae
Product: reactive oxygen species modulator 1
Exons: 1
Biological process (GO): protein insertion into mitochondrial inner membrane; protein import into mitochondrial matrix
Cellular component (GO): TIM23 mitochondrial import inner membrane translocase complex
Source: RefSeq, a predicted model, not a curated record
AUGUCAUUUGAUAAGAAGAACUCUGAUAAAUAAGUAGAUUUAUAUGCCUACUUGGAAGAAGAUAAUACAAACGUUUUAGAAACCCCUAAAAAGGUUAGCUCAAGAGAAAAAAAAUUAAAAAUAUUAUAAAAUUAAUUGGGCAUGCUACAAAGCUAAGCCCAAAAUGGUUUCCUUAUGGGAUGUGCAGUAGGUGGUAUGAUGGGUGCAAUUAUUGGUACCUGGGCAGCAAUAAAAACAAGAAAAUUAAUUGUACUUCCACUCUCAAUAGUGUCAUCUGGAGGUUUCUUUGGUUUUAUGAUGAUGUGUGGUUCAAUCAUUAGAACAGAUACAGAAAAUAUUUAUAGCAACAAUAAAAGUCAAUAUUUAUAGAACAACACAGUAUUAGAUAGAAGUAUCAAUAAGGCUUUUUGGGAAAUUAAAUAUGCUGCAAAAUAAGAUUAAUAAAACUGA